UUCCAUGAUGGCUGAAGAUCCUGGAGGAGCUUACCGCAUUUUCUCUUUCAUUUUUCUCCGUUUUUCGCCACCUCUGCUACAGACAUGGCAGGGCGCGCAGCCUCGGUAAACGGCCACAGUCUUGCGUCGUCGUCAUGCCCAAGAAAGGGAACAGAAAACGGCUGAAAUUUCGAGCCGACGAUGUUUGCUCGGAGUCAGUAACGGUGGCUGACUACGCCAACGCGGAUCCUGCUAUCGUGAAGUCGGGACGCGUGAAAAAGGCUGUUGCAAAUGCAAUUGAAAAAGAAGUGAAAUUACUCUGUGGGCUCGAAGCCUCCCAGGGUCCUGUACAGGAAGUGCUGUCGUCAGCAGCUGGUGUAAGUAAAGAUGUACGUGACAGUAGUGAGGAGCUGGACUCAGAGGAAGGUGAUGGCGAAGGCAAGGUGUCGCACAAGAAGAAAAACAAGAGACGUAAAGAAAAUAGUGAAAGCACCGAUGGAGAAGAGUAUCCCAUUGACAUAUGGCACGUUCUUGCUGCGUACAUACGCCCUGAAGACGUGUGCAGGUUUGCCCUGAUCUGCAAGAAUGCCUGGGCUGUCACAUGCACUGCAGCAUUUUGGACUAGACUGUACAAGAGACACUACAGUCUUGAUGCAGACCUCCCCUCUCGCCUUCAGCCAGACUCCAUUUCAAGGAUGCGUUGUCUACGUGCCCGUGUAAUCCGCUCCCUCUUUCAUUUGUACGAGCCAUUCAGCCUGCGAGUAUCCAUGUGUCCCCCCCUCCCUGAGUCUACUCCAACCACACUACUCAAUUCCAAGUGCUUGCUGUUUUGGGUCAACAAAGUCUCCGGAAGUAGAGCUGAAACCAUGUGGGAAUUCAACUUCAAGUUUGUGAAGCAGCCAGCCAAGGUGAAGAACGGCUGUGACCAGGGACUGGAGCUGCCUAGGCAUUAUAAAGACGUCCUCACUAACCCAGACUCUGAUUGCUACCUGUUGCGUGUCACCACCCUCAACUUCAUCUUCACUUCCGUCGUCAUGGGCAUGACACUAACCAUGUUCACCAUUAACGUGAGCACAGACAUGAGGCACCACCGGGUGCGGCUGGAAUUCCAGGACUCCCCCAUGGUCCGGGGCAAGAAGUUGCGAGGAGAACCGGGCACUCAGGUGGUGCUGGACCCUGUCCACAGUGUGCGUCUCAUGGACUGGUGGCACCCUCAGUACCCCAUAUCUUCAUGCACUUAGAUCAGCCACACUUAACCACAGUGGAGAAUUAAGGCCUGCUUCCACCAUUGCAAAUCAUUCUGCACUGUCUUUUCUCUGAUGUUUUGCAUUGUAGUGUGCUUGUUAUGCAGUACUGCUUAGAUCGUAGAGUCUCUAAUUGUGCAGGUGGAAGCAGGCCUUAUGUGCUUUGUUCUUUAUUUAUUUUAUUUUUUUUUCCCUUUUGGGUUGAAGUUGCUCUUUAAUGCUGGCAUACAAAAAGAGCCCCGUCUUACCCGAUCCUAACUACUCCAAGUGAAAGACUGGUUUUAGAUCUAUGCAAAAGGGCAACUUCCAUCCGUUGUGUGGCAAGGCAGACAGGGCAUUAAAACCAAUAAGCUGGAAGGAAGAAACACAGCGUCUUUGCAUGCACUCUUCCGUGCUUGUGUCGUCCCAGUUUUAUUUGUACUGUUUAAUCCAACCCUCAGGCUGUUGUAAAUGACUGAAGAUGUGUGCAAGAAAAAAAAGUAUUCCUGAUUCACUUCAUAAUGUAUAGCGGGUCAGGUUUUUGACAGUAAUUCUGUGUAGUGGCGUAUGUAUCAGUGAUGGUAUGUGCUCUGCCUGAUGUUUAAGCUGAAGCAACACAUGAAGUUGAAAACGGAACUAAUAUUAAGAGAAACUACAAACUUAAAGAGAAGUUUUCAAAGGCAGCAGAUACCAUCUUUCAGAUAUUCCACUGACCUCGAAAGGUCUGUCUGCAGAGCGCAAAAACUGAACUGGCCUUUACGAGCAUGUUGAAUCCUGUGUUUUUUAAUUCAGUGGGGCAGCCCUCUUUUGGCGUAAUGUAAACUACUUUAAGUAGCUUUUAGAUCUGUGUUAGCUGUAGGGGCACAGGAGUUGCCGUUUUAUAGACUUGAGUGUUUGCUUCAUGGGGCAUCUGAAUGCAGCUUUCCAACUUCACAAUCAUGCAUGUUUGGCUAAUUAAAUGGCGUGUGGAUGAAUGUACACAGAAGGCAGGUUUCUGUUCUCAGUAUUUUUCAUUAGCCUAGUGUCUUGUGUUUGAGAGAAUAUUUUUUCUGAUUAACAAGGAAGAGCACCUGCAGUAGUGAUGUCACUCAGAUUUCUUUCUCAUACGGGAUGUGCCACUGGAAUCGAUUUUAUGAGAGUGACAGGUACUUGACAUGUUUAUUGUAAUAAAUAAAUCAACCUGUUAGUAAUGUUUGUUUCCUUGAUGAAGGCUGAAAAGAGAAAUUCUGCCACCCAGUGGUGUCAGAUGCUGUGUGGAGGGGAAAAUGUUGGUGUUAUAUGCACUAAAUUUAAAAGGUGUUAAAAUAGCAUACAGAAAAUCUAAAGUGAUUAUCAGUGGGAUACUAAUGCAAUGCUGAAAGCAUUUUUGGGUAAACACAUGGAUGAAUAUUUUUGUUGUAUUCAGUAAAUUAUUUUUUUUAUUUAAUAAAUCACUUUAAUUUGCUGAAUUAAAGUCCUGCAAUUUACUGAAUUAAAAGUACACAGAAAUGAAAUUACAGCUGCAUUUCAUGACUUAAGGGGGAAAUGUCGGGGGGUGUUCCACAAAAACAUGAAAUAAAGAUUUUAUUUUCUGGUUGUA
Molecule: messenger RNA, 2781 nt
Organism: Colossoma macropomum (tambaqui)
Lineage: Eukaryota; Metazoa; Chordata; Actinopteri; Characiformes; Serrasalmidae
Gene: tmem183a
Product: transmembrane protein 183A
Exons: 8
Coding region: 135-1220 (361 amino acids)
Biological process (GO): regulation of protein stability
Cellular component (GO): SCF ubiquitin ligase complex
Molecular function (GO): protein binding
Source: RefSeq, a predicted model, not a curated record